Molecule: messenger RNA, 2290 nt
Organism: Somion occarium
Lineage: Eukaryota; Fungi; Basidiomycota; Agaricomycetes; Polyporales; Cerrenaceae
Source: the annotation of a GenBank genome assembly
GUUUUCGGUUCCAACUUCUCGCCAAGAUCGCCCGUUAUGGUUCCAAGUAGAUUCCAACGACCUUCCCAGUCCUCAAAUGAACGGAACACCGAGUGAAGACCUGAACUGUGGCUCGGAGAGGAUACGGAGCAGCAAAGAGCAGCCUUAGGGGGAGUUCCGGGGUCCUCCGCUGGUUCCGAGGUCAAUCGACACGUGAAAUAUCACAAGAAUAUGACGUCCGAACCAGAAAAGGAAUACGGUAUAGCGGAGAGCCGUAGCAAGUACAAAUAGUUAAUCCUGCUCCUCCUCCUAGCCCUCCUUCAACUCCAAACCAUCACCUCUGGACCCUCUGCUUUUAUUCACAAUGGUUGCUGGCGUCCAAAUUCACUCCCAAGAGGCCCAGAAGGCCCAGGCUGAGAUCCUCACAGAGGGUGCUCUUCGCUUCAUCGCUGCUUUGCACAGAACCUUCGAAUCGACGCGUCAGAGUCUCCUUGUCGCCCGCGAGACUGUUCAACUGCGUCUUGAUGCUGGUGCCCGACUUGAUUUCCCUGCGGAGACCGCGCAUAUUCGCGCUGACCCUUCUUGGCUCUGUGCUCCGCCCGCCCCGGGUUUGGAGGACAGGCGGGUCGAGAUUACCGGCCCCACGGACAGGAAGAUGGUCAUCAACGCUUUGAAUAGCGGAACCAAGACGUUCAUGGCCGAUUUCGAAGAUGCGAAUUCCCCGACGUUCGCCAACAUGCUUAACGGCCAGGUCAACCUGCGUGACGCCAUCCGGCGACAGAUUGACUUUGAGUCGGGAGGCAAGGCGUACAAGCUCGUUGAGAAGCCCGCCGUUCUCAUCGUCAGACCCCGUGGAUGGCAUUUGGACGAGCCUCGCGUUACUGUCGAUAAUUCGCCUGUUUCCGCCUCCAUCUUCGACUUCGCUCUGUACUUCUUCCACAAUGCCAAGGAGUUGAUUGCACGAGGAUCUGGCCCCUAUUUCUACCUCCCAAAGAUGGAGCACUACCUUGAAGCGCGUCUUUGGAAUGAUAUCUUCAACUUCUCUCAGUCGUAUAUCGGUAUUCCCACGGGCACCGUUCGCGGCACUGUUCUCAUCGAGACCCUGCCGGCUGCGUUCCAGAUGGAGGAGAUCUUGUUCGAGCUCAGGCAACAUUCGUCUGGACUGAACUGCGGACGAUGGGAUUACAUCUUUAGCUUCAUUAAGCGCCGUCGCGCAGACAGGACAGCUGUUCUGCCCGACCGUAAGGACGUGACUAUGGAGACUACGUUCAUGGACUCCUACGUUCGUCUUCUCAUCCAAACAUGUCACAGGCGCAAAGUUGCGGCAAUGGGUGGCAUGUCAGCUCAGAUCCCUAUCAAGAACGACCCGCAAGCCAACGAGAUUGCUAUGAAGAAAGUCCGUGACGACAAGCUUCGUGAAGUCACGAAUGGUCAUGACGGUACUUGGAUUGCUCACCCUCUCAUUAACAAAAUCGCUAUGGACGUGUUCAAUGAGUACAUGCUCGGACCCAACCAGGUAUGUGUAUCUUUACAGUUUAGAAUGCGUACCGAACUCAUUUUGCAUCAACAGUAUCACGUCCGACGCGAAGAUGUUCGUGUUGCAGCUGCAGAUCUUCUCAACACCAACAUCCCUGGAAAAGUCACCUCCGAAGGUGUACGUGGCAACGUCGCCACCUCACUCGCCUACAGUGCAGCCUGGCUCGGAGGCAACGGCUGCAUUCCUCUCAACCACCUGAUGGAGGAUGCUGCUACCGCCGAAAUCACCAGAAUACAACUCUGGCAAUGGGUGAAAUACGGCAUCCGCAUCUCGGACACUGGGGAGCUCAUCACUGCUGAUCUCAUCGACCGCCUCAUCGAUGAAGCUGUACCAACACUCACAAGUGCGUUGGUCAAAGCGCAGAAUUUGGAGAUUGUGGCUCGGUAUUUGAAGAACCAGGUCAGACAGGCCUGGCCGAGUGAGUUCUUGACGAGCGACUUGAUGCCAUACCUUGCUAUUGCCGACGGAUGUCCUCCUCAAUGGCAGCGCAGUGUUUUGUAGAUUAUCAGUGUCGGAAAUCUUGAUCCGUUACUCGUGUCGUCAGUGAUUCUUGGCUCUUUCGUAUGACAGUUUGGACUCUUGCAAUGUAUGUACUAUAGCAACCUGUAAUCGAAUCAUCUUGAAUUCUCGUCGUCUGGUGGCCGUAGAGAGGUGUUGCCAUCUGUCAAAGCUAAAACCCAGAAGUCAGGGGAUCUACAAAAAUACUCAACUGGCUUGAUGAUGAUCAUCCUUCUAGCGCUUCGAAGGAGUAGCGGCUAUAUUCUAUAGACAGCG